Molecule: messenger RNA, 2227 nt
Organism: Exophiala mesophila
Lineage: Eukaryota; Fungi; Ascomycota; Eurotiomycetes; Chaetothyriales; Herpotrichiellaceae
Product: T-complex protein 1, eta subunit
Exons: 3
Coding region: 107-1783 (558 amino acids)
Biological process (GO): protein folding
Cellular component (GO): chaperonin-containing T-complex
Molecular function (GO): ATP binding; ATP hydrolysis activity; ATP-dependent protein folding chaperone
Source: RefSeq, a predicted model, not a curated record
AGAAUCGCUUGAGCGCCGGUGCGGAUUCGAAACGACGCCGCCUACAAUACGACAAUUUCGCUCGAUCACUGCAAGCACCGUCCACACAAGCGCAUAAAUCAUCAUCAUGGCAGCCUUUGGAGGGCAGACGCCCACAAUCAUCGUCCUUAAAGAGGGCACCGAUGCUUCUCAAGGCAAAGGACAAGUUCUCUCCAACAUUAAUGCCUGCCUCGCGGUUCAGAACACUAUCAAGUCGACUCUCGGUCCCUAUGGCGGCGACCUUCUGCUGGUGGACGCCAAUGGACGACAGACGAUUACAAAUGACGGUGCCACAGUCAUGAAGUUACUCGACAUUGUCCACCCCGCCGCCCGCAUCCUCACAGAUAUCGCACGAUCGCAGGACGCCGAGGUUGGCGACGGCACUACCAGCGUGGUCGUCUUAGCCGGAGAAAUCCUCAAGGAGAUCAAAGAGUUUGUCGAACAGGGUGUCAGCACACAGACCAUUAUCAAGGGCUUACGGCGGGCGAGUCAGAUGGCCAUCAACAAGGUCAAGGAAAUCAGCAUCAACACUCAUGAAGGCAACAAGUACGACACAUUGAGAAAACUCGCUGCGACGGCCAUGAGUUCCAAGUUGAUUCAUCGCAACGCCGACUUUUUCACAAAGAUGGUUGUCGAUGCCGUGCUUUCACUGGACCAAGAAGACCUCAACGAGAAGUUAAUUGGAAUCAAGAAGAUCACAGGUGGCGCUCUCGAAGACUCGCUGUUCGUGGACGGAGUGGCAUUCAAGAAGACAUUUUCAUAUGCUGGAUUCGAACAGCAACCCAAAAGCUUCAAGAACCCCAAGAUCGUCGCCCUGAAUGUGGAACUAGAGCUUAAAGCCGAGAAGGACAAUGCCGAGGUGCGAGUCGAACAGGUUUCGGAGUAUCAAGCAAUCGUGGACGCCGAGUGGCAGAUCAUCUACAACAAGAUGGAGGCUCUUUAUAAGACUGGGGCAAAGGUAGUGCUGUCAAAACUGCCUAUUGGUGACCUGGCGACACAAUACUUUGCUGACAGGGAUAUUUUCUGUGCUGGCCGUGUUGCGUCGGAGGAUCUGGAGCGAGUGUGCCAAGCUACGGGGGCAGUGAUACAGUCGACGUGCUCGGACAUCCAGCCUUCACAUCUCGGCACCUGUGGUCAAUUUGACGAGCGACAGAUUGGCGGAGAGCGAUACAACUUGUUUAGCGAUUGCCCCGAAGCCAAGACAUGCACGUUGAUAUUGAGGGGAGGCGCAGAACAGUUCAUUGCCGAGGUCGAACGAUCAUUACACGAUGCCAUCAUGAUUGUCAAACGAGCUCUGAAAAAUAACACGAUCGUGGCAGGUGGUGGAGCAACGGAGAUGGAAGUGUCGGGGUACAUUCAUCAAUACGCCGACAAGAAUGUACCACACAAGCAGCAAGCUGUGGUCAAGGCAUUUGCCAAAGCUUUGGAAAUCAUUCCUCGUCAAUUGUGCGACAAUGCUGGAUUUGAUGCCACCGACAUUCUCAACCGUCUCCGUGUCGAUCAUCGGAAAGGAAACGUGUGGGCGGGUGUGGAUUUUGACCACGAAGGCGUGAGAAACAACAUGGAAGCAUUUGUAUGGGAACCCGCACUGGUCAAGGUGAAUGCGAUUGCGGCAGCUGUCGAAGCAGCAUGCUUGAUCCUUAGUGUGGACGAGACCAUCAAGAACGAAGAAAGUCAACAGCCUCAAGCGCCUCAAAGAGGCCUUCCCCCGGGAGCGGCUCAGAGAGCAUUGAGAGGAAGGGGACGAGGCAUGCCCAGACGUUGAAAAGGGGUCAACCGCAAAAAAAUCAUGCUCGCCAAAAGGAGACAAGGUCCUGCGCCCAUGGGGAAUCACGUCCCAGAGUCGAGCGGCCUUCCGUUCGUUGGCUACCUUAGGUUCGAACUAGAGCCUGCAGAAUCUUGGCAAUACAGUGAUGGCCUUCAAACAAGCCAACAGAAGGACUUGCUGACAAUCAUCAGAUUGUGCUGUCGAUGACAGAAGCUCUAGUUGCGGAUGCCCCCAUCACAUGCCCUGAACAAGAUUGUGGUGCGAGCCUGGCGAUAACGGGUUCGCUCAUGCCAACAAACCUUACCUACUUACGACAUGUAGCAUUGCCAUCAUGAAAAGAGUCACGAGUAAGACGACGGUUUAGCGUUGGUAGCAUGUAGCAGUCCAUAGGCGGUGUGUCAUCAAUAGAGAAAACCCCAAGUCAUGGCGAGAGUGAGCACU